Cyclocybe aegerita is the source of this 579-nucleotide messenger RNA. NCBI's taxonomy places the organism in Eukaryota, Fungi, Basidiomycota, Agaricomycetes, Agaricales, Hemipholiotaceae. The record is from the annotation of a GenBank genome assembly.
AUGACUGCCCAGAUUGGAGCAACAUGGGCAAACUUGUUCAUGACUCUUGAGCUCCGUCAUGGACUUGACAUUAACAAUGGCAGCCACAUUUGGCUGCUCCAGCAUAUAUUUCUUCCUCUAAUCAACUUUGACCUCUUACUUUUUGCAGAAGGUUGGAAUGAGCAUCGUAUCCAAAUCAGGGAUGGACCAAAUAGGUCUCCUAAUGAUUUGUUUGGGUUCGACAUGCUUGUUCAUGGUGUACGGGGGGAUCCUCUCAAUGAGAUGAUGUCUCCUGAAGAGCUUGAGGUUUAUGGGAUUGAUUGGGAGGGUCUUCGUGACGAGCGUCUUCUUGAGUCUCAGCAACUGAACAAUGGGAUUGAAGAGGGUGCUACCUCUUGGAUUGGGCAAUCAGGACCUCCAGACCACCUCAACGAAGUCAGAGUUGACUCCCCCAACAACCCCUUCACUGAAGAAACUGUUGCCUGGUUGGAAGAUCUCAUAGCCCCUUGGAGAAAUGGUGUUGGUGCUGAUGAUGAAAGUCAUAUUGAGUUAUGGGCUCAUGCUCUUGCUAGUGCACAAUCUAUCUCUAAUGUAUUUUAA